UCACCGUGCGGGCCAGCAUCAGCCGUAGUUAGUAGAGGUAGCGAGCCUGGGCUGACGUAGCGUAGCGCGCCGCGUACUUAUCGUAUUUAGGCCGCGAUUAGCAACUUAUCGGAUGUCUAUGUUGUGUAUUUGCGAAUUGGGUGGUUGUUUUGUGACGUCACGUGUAUGCAAGUUGGAUAUUCUUUGUGGUAACGUUGCCUUUGAUAUGAUAAACACUAUCUACAGAUGAUAGUAGUAUCAAGUAGUCUCCAGUUGAUUCCGUUAUCCGUGUGCACGACGUACGUUUCCUACAAAAAAGUGAUAAUUUUAAGUGUAUAGUGUAGUUGCUAUAGACCCUCUCUUAUUAUUGUACGAGGCGACUAACCACGCAAACUUGGCUGUUUUUCUCUAAAAUUAAAACAAAAUACAACACUAUUGCACACCAAAAUGCCCCGCGGCCGGGACGAAAUGCAAGUAAACGUGGCAGGCUUAAGGAGAAAUAUUAAAAACCUCGCGCACAACUAUUCCGAUGCCCAGGUAAAAGUGCGCGAGGCGACAUCGAACGAUCCAUGGGGCCCCUCCAGUACUCUGAUGGCGGAGAUCGCCGACCUCACGUACAACGUGAUGGCCUUCACAGAGAUCAUGCAGAUGAUCUGGAAGCGCCUCAACGACCACGGCAAGAACUGGAGGCAUGUCUACAAGGCGUUGGUCCUCAUGGAGUAUCUAAUCAAGACCGGUAGCGAGAAGGUGGCGAUGCAGUGCAAAGAGAAUAUCUUCGCUAUACAUACGCUGAAAGACUUUCAGUAUAUGGAGGAGGGGAAAGAUCAGGGUCUAAACGUCCGCGAAAAAGCGAAAGCUCUAGUAAACCUUCUGAAAGACGACGAGAGGUUAAAGAACGAGCGUGCUCGGGCUCUCAAGGCCAAGCAGAGGUUCGCGCAGAGUGCCAGCGCCUUCGGCAGCGACGGAGCCCUAGACACGCCGAGCAGCCCCUCCUACCCCGCGGUUAGUGGCGCCCUAGUCACCGAAUUCGGCAGCGACGGCGCGUUAGACACACAAUCCAGCCCCACCUACCCUGCGCUAAGCGGUGAUUCAGCGGAGUGGUCAGGGCGGGACGCGGAGCUCGCGCGGCCGCUGACAGCCGGCGAGGAGGAGCUGCAGCUGCAGCUGGCGCUCGCCAUGUCGCGCGAGGAGGCGGAGCGCGAGGAGAGGCGCCGCCGCUCCGACGACGUGCGUCUGCAGCUCGCCAUCAGCCAGAGCCAGCAGGACUUCCAGACGGAUGACUUACCACCUACGCAAAGCAAGAGUCAGGCAUCAGGUCAGCAGUCCCACCUGCUGGAUCUACUCGACGUGAACCUCGCCAGCCCGCCCGCGCCAGAACCCUGGGCACAGCCACGACCUGAGACAUCAUCAGACGCGUGGUCAGCAGUGGGCAGCCCGGCGAAGGACCCGUGGGCCCCCGCAGCCGCGCCGCCCGACCCUUGGGCUCCUGUGGGACAUGGCAAGUCUCCGAUCUCGGUGCUGUCAUCGCCUUCAUCGUCGGAGCUGGAGCAGUUUGACGCGCUGUCGCAGCGGCCGCGCACCAACCACAACAACAACCCCGAGCCCGACCCCUUCGACCUCACUGCGCUUAGUGAUAACCUAACGCCGCUGCCAGCGUCUCCUGUAUCAAACAACUUGGGCGCGAUCAAGAAGUCUCCGUCGGCGUUCCUGGGCGAGAACUCGUCGCUGGUGAACCUCGACCGCCUGCUGCAGGCGCCGCCCGCCGACCCGCCGCAGCCCAACCCCUUCGCCACAGAGCCGCCGCCACGGACGCAGGCCAUGUUCGCGCAGCCACAGCCUGCACGACUCACCAUGAACGAGUUAAAGCAGCAACAAAUGGGCCUCACGGGCCUAAACUUUGGCGCACCGUCUCCAGCUUUCGGCGCCCCCGCACCCGCCCCCCUCGCUCCCCUCGCGCCGCUGGCGCCCGCGCCGCUCAUGCCGGCGGCACCGCUCGCGCCCGCGCCGGCGCCGCUGCUGGGCGGCGCGGCGGCGGCGGCGGACCCGUGGGCGCCCGUGCCCGCGCCGCGCUCCAACUCGCCCUGGUCGCCUCCACAUGCGCGGCAUACACCCAACCCCUUCCUCUCCUAGCUAACCACCACACAGGGUUCAAGGUAACGCGGGGCAUGGCGGGAGCGCGGCAGCCGGCCGACGCCGUACUCGCGCCCCGGGGCCGGGCCGGGCAGGGCCGGCGCCGGGCUCGGCUCGGCCGCCGAGCGGGCCGCCGCUCGCCCACACAAACUGUUCUACUAUCACGACUACGUGUACUUGACCAAAUCGUAACUGUACGCUCGCGAGUGAUCACUGUGACGUCAUCGCGCCGUCGCAUCUGUCGAACAAUACAUUAUUCCUCAGUCUGCGCUUCUAUGGAAUUAGUAUUUUUGAUUUUUUAUACGUCCUAUAAAAUAAAAUCACCAAUUUUGAUUACCAAUAUUAUGUAUGUAUAUUAAUUGUAUUUGUUGUAAUAAUUAAUUUACGCAAACGGUGUGUGGUAUAAUCAUGUGACUUUGUUUAUUUUGUGGAGUCAAUAAGGUGGUAGGUAGAUCGGGUGUCGACAUAAUGAAAACUAUUCUGUUGACAACAAAAAAAAAAUACAAAACAUUUGUUUAAAAUAAAAAUGUAUAAAUGAAUGACGCUAUUUAAAAAAUAUAUAAUAUAUUGAAUAAAAUUUGUAUUAGAAAAAAAUACGUCAUAAUUGUGCUUUCUUUUGCAAAAGAUUAGAUUAUCUUUUGUGUCGAUAUGUCCAUACCCAAUAACUACAGACGCAGUAUACAUUAUGUAAAAUGAAAUGUUUUAUUAAUAGACUGGAUAAUGCUGUGAGCUGUCGUGUUUAUAUGUAGCUGACGAUUCUGUGUGUUUGUGUGUGCCGAUGUCGAUAGAUGUAAACUACAGAAAAUUAUUCGUAAUUUUAUAUUGUACAAAUGUCCGACUAAUAUUUCGAUAUUGUACAUAUUCCAAUUGAAUAAAAAUAAAAUAUAGUUUAAUAAAAUUAUUGUGUUUUCGUGCUAAGUGUAAAAAUCUGUGGGAGUUGUCAUGAAGUAACAAUUAAUAGAUAAAGCAAUAUAAUGAACACUUUACAUAGUAUCUACUACUUAUAUUCAGAUGAAUUAGAUCACUCAUAGACUAGCCUGUAAGGAGUACACUGCACAUAUAAACACACAGGAGAUAUAGAACGUAGCUUAGUGAUAGCGUCAAUAGUCUAACUAAAGUGUUGGGGCCGGCGCACACACGCGACGAAACGUUCUCGAAUACACAUGUAUCGUGAACAGUGACGAGGUACGAGAAGUGACUGAUAUAUAAUCUGAGAGAUGAAAAAUCUAAGGCUAGCUAUCGCUAUCUUCACUGCUCGGCCCCAAACUAAUUCGGGUGUUAAGGGUUUUGGUAAGCUUCUCUGUUGCACAGAAUUAAUGCAAAACUUACACUAUGUCCAUAGACAAAUAGCCCUUUACUAGGUUGUAAGGAAGUUUUAGAAAAACAUCAAAUGCAUUAAGCAUGAGAUCGCAUGAAUUCUGUGCAACAAGAAAGUGAUUGUCGCGACGACUAAGGUGACAAGUUGUUAUUCGUGCCUUAGUAAAGUUUUGUAUUACAGUAAUUGUAUUGUCGCCCUCCAUUUCUCUUCUCCCCAUAAUACUUGUAUUUACGGUCAUGGGGGUAACUUGCUAGCUUCUCGUAACUUUACUAAUUACUUAGUCAUUAAAGUAAGGGGACCGGAAUGGGUGUUCUUCGGGAUAAUUAUUUGAGAAGCUGUAUCGGAAAGCCUGGACAUCCUACUAAUUAAGUCAUCUAGUAUUAUAACUUUGUCCAAAUUACUAACAUAAAUAAUUAUUUCUGACUUUCUCUAGGUGAUAAGCCCCUGAAAAUCCCAGUUACACCCAUGAUCAAUGGUAUGUGUCCACUUUGUUUUAGAUUAUCUAAAGUCACAACACUUCGAGAGUAUGCUCUUGAAGUCUCAUCCCUUCAUAGGGGAUUAAGUGUAUACUAUUACCAUUUCAUCAGAUUGAAAUAAAAAUACUUAUUUGUCAUAUAAAAUUAUUUGACUACGCAUUUUUUACAAUUUGACUUCAUUCAAAAUGUCUCUUGACUGCUUUCACAAACACCAACUUAUAUAUGUAUAUUUAUAAGCAAUAAAUUAACUAUACCAAUUCGAUUGGGAGCUAAACACUGA
This is a messenger RNA of Helicoverpa armigera (cotton bollworm), 4183 nucleotides long. It is a transcript of the gene lqf, whose product is annotated as epsin-2. The coding region runs from base 427 to 2109 and encodes 560 amino acids. Gene Ontology annotation, biological process: endocytosis. The transcript has 13 exons. Gene Ontology annotation, molecular function: phospholipid binding; clathrin binding. NCBI's taxonomy places the organism in Eukaryota, Metazoa, Arthropoda, Insecta, Lepidoptera, Noctuidae. The record is from RefSeq and is a predicted model, not a curated record. Gene Ontology annotation, cellular component: clathrin vesicle coat; endosome; plasma membrane.